UCCCCCCAUAUUAUAUACAUAAACACACACACACAGAUAUAUAUCUGCAUUUGUAAAUUUUUUUGAGUUGGGAGUUUUCAUCAAUUAUCCAUAUAUGAAAAACCAAGUUGAUGAAAUGAGCAUUCCCCAUUUGUUCAAAUGCCCAAUCAGUCUGGACUUGUUCAAAGACCCAGUCAUUCUUUGCACAGGCCAAACGUACGACAGGUCGAGCAUCGAAAAAUGGCUGUCCGCAGGUAAUCUCACAUGUCCUGUCACAAUGCAGAAUCUUCACGAUCCAUCCAUGGUGCCGAAUCACACUCUUCGUCAUUUCAUCAAUCAGUGGCUGCAGAUGGGCAACCAAUUUGAUCCUCAUUACUUGCAAACAAUUGAUUCUUUAUCUUCACUCAAACGUGGCCUCGAAUCUAGUGAUGUGGGUACCUUGGAGAGCAAGGUUCAAGCGCUCGAGAAGAUUCGAGCUUUUUCCCAGCUAGAAUCGCCAUCGAGAAAUAAUUUGCUGCUCCAGUUGGGAUUCCUACCUUUACUAUUGGAACUUGUGCUUGGAGGAGGACAAGCCGAACUGAAACAGAAACUCCGCAAGCAGUGGUACCACUAUAUAGAGUUUGUGGAGCAAGCGCUUUGUUGCAUCGUAGCAUUGCUGUCUCUCGGCGAAUUGGAGUCGCUCAAUAUGCUUAGAGAAGAGAGUAAAUUAGCAGCCUUCCAAGAUUUAUUCGCGCACGGGACCACCUUGAUCAGGAUGAGUUUGUGCCGGCUCAUAGAGGCAGCAUCAACGUCUCCAGAGACAAAAGGAGUGUGUUCUAUGUUGGGAAAGAACAGCGAACUCUUGCAUCAGUUAUUGGCUCAGCUGCUUCACCAGAACUCAAAUUCGGAGGAUGGAGAUGCUGCAAUUAAAGCUGUAUCAGCAUUUUCUUCACUCGAAGAGAACAGAGAGUUUCUGGUCGAACAAGGCACAGUGGAUGGACUCAUUUCAUACAUAAUUUCUAGCACAGAAAGACAUGAAAAAUCCUUGGCACCGUUGGCAAUGGCCACACUGGAGAAGCUUUUAGGACUAGAGAGUGCAAGAGAGGCAGUGACUAGUAAUCCGAACGGCAUUCAAGCUCUUCUUAAGAUGGUUUUUAGGGUAUCAGAUGAUCAUGGAGGCAGUGAGAGUGCCGUUGGCUCGCUCAUAAUUCUAUGCAACGACUCUUUGCUGGCACGAGAAGAAGCAAUUAGUGGCGGAGUGUUGACUCAGUUGCUAUUGCUUCUUCAGAGCCAGUGCAGUGGUGGUACCAAAACAAAGGCGAGAAAGCUGCUCAAGCUCCUCAGAAUUAAGUGGUCUCAGGAAGCAAACCAGCUUCUGUAGCUUCUGUAUUACUUGGUCUCCAUCUCCAUGUGCAGACAUUAAACUAUCAAAGUACCAAUAUGUGUAAUUCAUAAAGCAUGGAGACUAAUGCAAAUGAUUCUCUGUUAUUCCUUCUUGAAUUAAGUUUUCUUUUAGUGUUCAUAUUUUUAUGCUGUUUAGGGAAGUCUUUCGUAAUAAUAUUAUUUUGAUUAUUGAUC
Messenger RNA from Malus domestica (apple), 1536 nucleotides. RefSeq names its product U-box domain-containing protein 25-like. Gene Ontology annotation, biological process: protein ubiquitination. Lineage: Eukaryota; Viridiplantae; Streptophyta; Magnoliopsida; Rosales; Rosaceae. The record is from RefSeq and is a predicted model, not a curated record. Gene Ontology annotation, molecular function: ubiquitin protein ligase activity.